Rhagoletis zephyria (snowberry fruit fly) is the source of this 1054-nucleotide messenger RNA. Its product is annotated as 1-aminocyclopropane-1-carboxylate oxidase-like. The record is from RefSeq and is a predicted model, not a curated record. NCBI's taxonomy places the organism in Eukaryota, Metazoa, Arthropoda, Insecta, Diptera, Tephritidae.
GGACCGAAGAGGCGCCAGUGCGUUCAGUUGUGAAUCGAGUCGGGCAUCAAUUACAAAAAUGUAUGUCCGAAAAGGGACUAUGCUUGCUUGUAAAUCAUGGCAUUUCCGAUGAAAAGUUAAAAACCGCUUGGGAUCAUCUCGAUGAUUUUGUUGACCUACCUGGCGAUGUGAAGGAGCAUUACCUACGCACUGGUGAUGAUAAUCACGGCUACGUGCGCCCAGGCGUAGAGCGUUUCAAUGGCAAAACUCCUGAACUCCGCCAUGCUUUCAACAUUUGCACAUUAAAUGCGAAAAAUUUACCCGAAGAACCAUUACCUGGCUUCGCGGAACACAUUUCAUGCUUGGCACAGGAUUUCAAAGCACUCUCCCGCUUCAUUCUGCAGGCACUUGCCGUCUCGCUCGACAUACCACAAUCGUUCUUUCUCGAGAAACACUCACACAUGCUGUCCGGUGAUCAUGACAACGAGUCCACACUACGUCUGCUCUACUAUCCGCCCAUCAUUGAGGAUACGGAUGAGAAGAAUGACUUUAUUAAGGGCAGUUGUAUUUACAGUUAUCAACGUUGUUUGUCGGAUAAACCCGAUUUCCGGCCAGAAACGAAUCCGCGUGAUGAAAUCAACGAAUUGGAUGGCAAAGAUGAAAGCAAGGACACCACUGAACGUCAGUUGCCCAACGGUGAAAUGAUACGCUGUGGUGCACACACAGAUUAUGGUACAUUUACAUUGUUGGCUCAGGACUCGGAGGGUGGACUUGAGGUGAAAAUGCCGGGUAGUGAAAAAUGGCAGCGUGUUGGCCAUUUGCCCGGUGCCAUAUUGAUAAACUGCGGUGAAAUCUUGUCGAUAUGGACGAAAGGACGUUAUCCAGCAUUGCAACAUCGUGUUGUGAUACCAGAACAGCCACAUAUACGCACGCGUGGCCGUCAUUCCAUUGCAUUCUUCUGCCAUCCAGAUAACUUAACUAUGAUUUCGCCAAAUGACCUGCCCAACACAGAAGUCGGCACCGAUACGGUCGACAAGAAGCCACGCAAGAAGUCCUUCAGGGCAGCGAAAGAGAA